UGGGGCGGUUGUGUCGUGUUGCAUUUCAAAUUCGCGUGAUAACUUUCGUGAAAAUUUGUUAUAAACAAUUUUCAAAGAUUAUUCGUGAAAGUAAUUUCGAACGGAUGAGUGUGUCUGUGUUGUGUACAAAUAACAGUUUUUACGUGUGAUAAUAAAAUAUUGAAAUACUUGUGCUUUAUUGGAAUUUUUGCGAAGUGAAAAAAAAACCUAUUCGUUGGGAUUUUCACGGUUGUGCAACAAGUGUCCUAAAGUGAAAGUUAACUAAGUGAGUGAGUCGCAAACGAAAAAGUGAUAUUGCGUCGAAAAGUGCAGUGCAGUGAAGUAUGGCCUAGUCCAAGAUGGUGGUGUGGCGCUGUGACCGCGGCACUUGACGUUCUAAAAGAAAAUGGCGGACUCGAGUCCUGCCACAUCUAUCAUCGAAGGGACUGUGAAAUUCCGCGACGGAAAAAAGUGGAAAUCGCGAUGGUGCGUUAUGCGGAAACUGUCGCCCGUAGCAGAUUGCGUCCACCUCCAGCUCUACAAAGACCUGAAGGAGCGGCAUAAGAAUGGGCAGACGAAAGCGUCUCUGUCCCUCCAACAGUAUCUGGGCUUCGAAUCCGGCUUCACCGUCGACAAGGAGUCCAACACCCUGGCUAUACUUUGCGAAGAUGUGGUACCAGUACUCGCUUUCGACACCAGGGAAAUCCUCAUACAGUGGCGAGUGAAGAUGCAGCACAACCUGGGCAGCAGUAAGGAAUUCGCAGCGGUCAUUAUAUCAGCGCCAAGCAGCACCAACAUAAAGGCGGGCCCAGUGAGGCUCCAUGCGUGUGGACCCAGACUUGCACUCUGCGCCUCCCGACCUCCCGAAGUGCUGGCGCUUUGGGACAUCAAGUUGUUGAGGAGGUUCGGAAUGGUGGACAAGAGGUUCUGUGUUGAAGGUGGAUCGAGAUGUGGUAAAGGAGAAGGCCUGUUCAUCUUCGCAGCUGAGGGGGGUAGGGAACUGACGGAGCUCCUGAACAUCUACAGUCAUGAAGCACAUUCAAGGCUUAGUGUCGCCUCCAGGAGUGGAUCAGUUCUCGACAAGAGAUUCUCUGACACCAGCUCCUGCAUGGACGACUGUUUCCACCAGUCGAUGAGGUCGGUCUCGCCAUCCUGGGGCGCCCCGGCCAGUCAGACCAUGCACUGCUUGUCCGACCUCGACUCCAGCCUCGACAGUAACGAGGACAAAUUUAGAAGACCCACAUCCUUGCCGAGGUGUUCAAGCUGCAUUGGGAAAAUUAGUAAUCUAACUAGGUCGUCAACAAUGCACACGCCCGGGUCACUCAUGUCUCCAGUCUGGACGAUGGAAAACAUAUUAGAGAAGCGCUCGGAUUCAGAUCGAGCGUCCAUCUACUCCAGAUCCAGUGGGAGUGCGUCCGAGUACUCAGUGCCUCGAAGCGCAUGUCUUCUUGACAAGAGCUUCGACUCGAAACGUGCUAGCCCGGUAGCAUGCUGCACGCCUACCGUGCCAGUUAAGACUGGCAACACUUGCCAGUGCUGGCAACAACCCAAACCCUGCUGCUGCAGGAAGAAAACGUUUAAUGGACCUUAUGAGAAUUAUGACGUGCCAAAGACACCGAUGCCUUUAAUACAGGAACAUCCAGUAGAUCAGCACCCAGACGCAGCAAGUUUAUAUGACACACCAAAGAAACUGAAAUGUCUUUUGCAGCAAUGUGACUGCUCAAUGAACGAAACCAAAAAUGACGAUAACCAAACUCACGAGAACAACAACACAUGUGAUACUACUGUUAACAAUGACACCGAACACUCCAACUACGUUAACGUUACCCCGACAUCUAUUAAACCCCAGAUAGAUUUAAGCAAUUACGCUAAUAUAGACCGAGCCACUUUAGAAGAAUUUGAAAGUUCAUUACGUAUUUUACGUAGUGCCGGUUUCAGUCAAGAAGAACUCGAUGCUUUGGAAGAUAUACCGGAACACGAUGACGAUAUAUCCACAGCAACGACAAAUACCGUCCACCCUUCAACUGAAUGUUGUAACGAUCAUAUGAACUAUAUGCAUAUGGAGGCGCUAGAAAGCAGUCUGUCUAGUAACAGCAAAAACUUUUCCGAUAACAUCAGUCGAAUUAGUCACGUAUCAGAUCCUACGCAACAUUCUGAUACAGAUAACACUAUAAGCACGAGGCGCUCAAGUUCAGCGGACUUUACUAAGAGACAUGAUGAUGAUUACAGUUUGAAUAAUAGAGUUUGCUUUACGCCGACAGUCAUAAGGAGAACAUGCAAAAACGAUUGCAUUAAUGAGGGUAUACCAGUGAGGAAUAAUACUCCAGAUGGAUUUGAGAAGGAGAAAGUUUUCAAAUCGCCAGAACCAAAGACAGAUAACAUUUUCGUUGCUAAGUUUAAAGAUGUAGUAAAAAUUCGUAGAUCGUCGAGCGUUCCGAGUAAAUCUGAUAAAAAUAGAGAUUCCUCAAGUUCGAAUGAUUCUGGAGUAUCGACGGGAUCUCUCAAGCAUCAUAAGGGAGAUUUCAAUGAAUUCGAAAUGCCCAUCACCAAUGCCAAAUCGUGUAAGAAGCAUAAAAGCAAACUAUUCAGGAAUACUUUGACCCCAGUGCAUGGGCCAUUUAUAAAGUCCAAUUCGUCUGACCCUUUGAAAAACUUGUCAUUCCAGUUCGAAGAAGUUGCUAUUAUGGCCAAAUCAAAUUCCUGUGACGUUGACACGUUGACAAGAAGGAAGAAAAGAAUUGGUGAAACCGAUACAACGGCGCGUCACAGCCAGAUGACGAACAAGAGCACGUCCUCCGGGGCUUCGGACACUUCGGACUACAUGGAGUCACUGUCAGUGUCAUCUUUUAGCUCCUGCGAUGUUUCCGCUGACAGGCACGUCACCAGGCCCCGGUCUGGGAAAGAGUAUGCCAGCAUAGACAGGACAGCGUUGGUGUGCGAUAUUGGACCAGCUUGAAAACCAUAUUCUUGCCUUACAUUGGUAGAUUUGUAAAAAAAAACUUCGGAAAUCUUUUCUACUUUUGUCAAUAAAGUACUUAAAAACAGACAGUUGACGUAAACUGGAAAACUUUUAUCGGUAUAGUUCGUUUGCUCAAAUUGUUAUGAAAGGCGUCGGCUACUUCAAAAACGCGGCACGUUGGUACUACACACCCCUAGAGGAUGAUUACUUAGUAUUUUUACUUACCGUUGUAGUAAUCAAUGUAAAAACAUUAAAAUAAAUUGGAUUCUUAAAUAAAUUUCAUAUAGCUCCAAAGUAUCAUAUGGGUGUAAUGCAAAUUUUAUUUGAGCAGACGAACGUUUUGUUAAAUAUGGAGCAGUUACAUUUAUGUACGACUUACAUUUUGAAUAGUAUAGUAAUUUUUACUUUAUAAUAAUAAUAUCUAUCUUUUUCAGUACGAUUAUCAUUAGAAACUGUACACAAAUGUCAAAAUGCAAGAAAAAUAUACAAUCAUAUUAUGCCCAUUAAAGGCCACAUUAUUUUUGAAGUCUGGAUUCAAAAAUCCAUUUUACAGUCUUAUUCAAACUUUCUAUUGUUAUUCAAAAGCCUCUUACUUUAAGUUCACACAACUAAAUAAAUGUUUCGUCUAAAACAAGAAUCAAUCGCACGCAAAAAUACAGUUGUUCCUAUGUACAUAGUUAAUUGUAGAAAAGAAUUUAUUAUGGUGUUAGAUGUAGUUCAGACGAAUUUAGAUAAAAUAUACGUUAGCGUGCCAAAAAUAUUUGCGUGCUUUCAAAACAUGGGCCCUUUUUUUUGGCUUUAAUAUGAAAUGCACUUUUUAACUCCCAAACAUCAACCUUCAUACUAAAUCAAUCAAUUUUGUUGUCAUAGAUUACCUAUAGGUUUUGUUUACAAGUACCAGCUUUUAAAAAUAGAAAUAGAGUAUUUCUUUGACCUAUAAAAAGGAGUUCCUACAUAUUCCUACAUAUUUAAUCUAUUUUAUGUGCUUUUUGUAGCACAUGCAGACGUCAGUGAGCACAUAACAAUUUUCAUUUGAUUAAAAAAAAAAAUAAGGACUACAAACGUCCAAAAUUAUGGAGGGUAGAGGUAAGGAGGAU
Molecule: messenger RNA, 4035 nt
Organism: Pararge aegeria (speckled wood butterfly)
Lineage: Eukaryota; Metazoa; Arthropoda; Insecta; Lepidoptera; Nymphalidae
Exons: 10
Coding region: 386-2935 (849 amino acids)
Biological process (GO): neuromuscular junction development; positive regulation of protein tyrosine kinase activity
Molecular function (GO): protein kinase binding
Source: RefSeq, a predicted model, not a curated record